Molecule: messenger RNA, 2469 nt
Organism: Ricinus communis (castor bean)
Lineage: Eukaryota; Viridiplantae; Streptophyta; Magnoliopsida; Malpighiales; Euphorbiaceae
Exons: 5
Coding region: 1-2469 (822 amino acids)
Molecular function (GO): nucleic acid binding; zinc ion binding
Source: RefSeq, a predicted model, not a curated record
AUGUGCAAAAACCCUCUAUCUCCUUCAAUGGCUUCCUCUCUGGAAAACCCUAAUCAUGACAUUAAGGUAUCAAGCCCUAAGCGCUUGAAUCCGCACGCUUCACCUUUCCAAAUACUGGACUCAAAUUCUCCACCAUUAUCUCCUGCAAAGAGUUGCCUUUUCUUGCCUUUAAGACCAUUUUUUCCUCAUGAGUAUCGAUUCAGGCCACCGCUACCUCAAAUGCUAUCCGUUGUACAGCCGUUGCCGGUGUCUCCGCCGCCUCAUCCUGGCGUAGUUUGCUAUCCGGUACCACGACCACACCACUUGCAUCAUAAUCUACCCACACCAUCUUGGGCAUAUCCUGCUGUGUACUACAAUACCCAUAAGCAGCCGUUGCCUGCAGCUAAUACCGUGCCGUACUAUGUGGAGCAUGUGAGUAAAGAAUCUUCAAUGUAUCACACGAACACACAGCCUGUUGGUAUGGGUAACUUGGAGCGUAAUAACCCUAACUAUGGGCAUGAUGAGAAGAGGUUCCAUGCUGUACAAAUGGGAGAUAUGAACAACUUUGGGGUUUUGGGUUGUAAAGAAAAGAGAGAAAAAACCAGGGCUGUGAAGAAGAGUGAAGCACCAAGGAUGAGGUCAAAAAGAAAAGAGAAAUUGGGUUAUCCGUGUUUUGGAGAACUCUGGGUACCGAAGGGCAUUGCUUCAAAUAAGAAGAAUGGCGGUGGUGGCUCUGGAAGCAAGUUUGGUAAGAAAACUGAUGGUGUUCUCCAUCCUCCUGUUUCUGAUGCGAUUAAUCUUGAAGAGAAUACAAGUCUGAUGAUCAGGAAUAUACCUAAUCAGUUUGAAAGGAACAAAUUGAUGGACAUUCUGGACAGGCACUGCCAGGAAGAAAACGAAAAGGCCGAGCUGCGGUCUGAUCCUAUUAAGUCUGAGUACGACUUUCUGUAUUUGCCUAUGGACUUCAAGAGUCGAGCUAACUUUGGUUAUGCCUUUGUGAACUUCACAAAUUCUGCUGGAGCUGCGAGAUUUGCAAAGAGGUUUCAAAAACACAAGUGGGAUGUGAUGCUCAACAAGAAAACCUGUGAAAUAUGUUGUGCAAAAAUCCAGGGGAAAAAUGCUUUAAGGAACCAUUUCAAGAACUCGGUAUUCCCAUGUCAUACGAAUGGGUAUCUACCAGUGGUCUUUUCCCCUCCUCGCGGUGGUCCGGUUAGCUCAGAGCCUAUUGUAGUUGGUAAGUGUGGAGUUGCAGCAGUAGAUCAGAGGAAAAAAUGGGCUUCCUGCCGAGUCUACGAGCGGAAGAAAAUUCAUGAAGAGCAGAAGUUGAAAGAUCUGAAAGCUAAGAAUUAUCUAUUUCAGGCAUUGGAUCGUUCUAUUUUGGAGACGAUCAUCAACAAAGACACGUCGAAGAAUAUCUGGGACUCUAUGAAGCAAAAAUAUCAAGGAACCACGCGGGUAAAGCGAGCUCAGCUGCAAGCACUACAGAAGGAGUACGAACUUCUCCAAAUGAAGGAUGGAGAAUCUGUGAAUGAGUUUUUUGCUCGUGUUCUUGUUAUAACAAACAAGAUGAAAGUUAAUGAUGAGAAUUUGUCUGUCUUUAAUGUUGUGGAGAAGAUUCUGAGAUCAAUGACUCCAAAAUUCAAUUAUGUUGUGUGUUCUAUUGAGGAGUCCAAGGAUACCGGUAAUUUAUCGAUUGAUGAGCUGCAGAGCAGUUUACUUGUGCACGAACAACGCAUGAGUAACACUGUAGAGGAAGAGCAUGCUUUGAAAGUGACUCAUUGUGGCAAUUACAGUGGGCAACCAAGAGGACGUGGAAGUUACGGAGGCAGAGGACAUGGGAGAAGUAGACAAAGCUUGGGCAAAGCUACAAUAGAGUGCUAUUCUUGUAACAAGCUUGGGCAUUUUCAAUGGGAAUGUCCGAUGAAAGGAGUAGCAAAUUUUGCAGAGAGUCAAGGAGAAAGCCAGGAACAUAAGCUGCUGAUGGCUUAUGUUGAAGAAGGGGAGCAGCACAAAACAGACAUAUGGUUUCUUAACUCUGGGUGCAGUAACCAUAUGUGCGGAAAGAAGGAAUAUUUUUUCGAUUUUGAUAACAAGUUCACAGAAUCGGUAAAGCUGGGAAAUAAUGCCAAUAUGGUGGUUAAUGGGAAAGGAAACAUCAUGCUGGAAAUUAAUGGAAUUGUUACCAUCAUUUCAGGAGUUUUCUAUGUCCCUGAAUUGAAAAAUAAUUUGCUGAGUCUUAGUCAAUUGCAGGAGAAAGGAUUGGCCAUUCUGUUUCAGCAAAGGGAAUGCAAAAUUUAUCAUCUAGACAAAGGUUUGAUAAUGAAAGCAAAUAUGUCUGCAAAUCGAAUGUUUAUUUUACAUGCUAUUUCCUUGCCUGUAACACCUGCCUGUUUUAACACCGUCACCGAAGAUGUGGCUCAACUAUGGCAUUGCAGGUUUGGGCAUCUGGGUUUUAAAGUUUGCAAACUUUGCAGCAAAAACAAAUGGUGA